This is a messenger RNA of Argentina anserina (silverweed cinquefoil), 1098 nucleotides long. RefSeq lists its product as uncharacterized. The transcript has a single exon. The record is from RefSeq and is a predicted model, not a curated record. Lineage: Eukaryota; Viridiplantae; Streptophyta; Magnoliopsida; Rosales; Rosaceae. The coding region runs from base 74 to 964 and encodes 296 amino acids.
UUCAUUUUCCCACAUCUCAAUUCCAAAUCACUCUCCCAAUUCGAUUCUGCAGACGCUGAAACCAGCCGGAAAAAUGCAAGCGAUUUCGGCUCCGGCUUCGUCUCCCAGUUUAGACGCUUACGAAUUCGAUUUCAAUAAUAAUUACGACUACUCGCAGCUCUCUGCUAAUUUCGCUGCAGCGGUUAAAGUCUCGGAUAAGCCGGAAAUGGAAGCCGAAAAUAAUGUCGAUGCGAUACAGGCUGAUGAAAUUGAAGAAGACGAGGACGAAGAGGAAGAGGAAGAGGAGUUUUCGUUCUUCUGCACCAAUCCCGAUGGCUCGCCUAUCUCCGCCGACGACGUGUUCCAAGACGGCCAGAUCCGGCCGGUAUAUCCGAUUUUCAACCGGGAUCUCCUCUUCACCGACGCCUACGACGGCAAUUCUUCAAAACAUGUUUAUUCUUCGUCGUCGUCAUUAAGGCCGCCGUUGAAGAAGCUCUUCUUCGAAGACCGCGACGCGCCGUCGUCUUCAGCCUCGGAAUCCGACGAGCUCGAGGCCUUGCCGGAGGGAAGCUACUGCGAGUGGUCCAAGAACGCCAAGGAGGUCUCGCCGGAGCUCAAGAACAACAAGAGCAACUCCACCGGGUUCUCCAAGCUCUGGAGAAUCAGGGACCUGGUCCCCCGGAGCAACAGCGACGGCAAGGACGCGUUCGUGUUCCUCAACCCUAAUUCGGCGAGCCUGAAGCAAAAUAAAGACGCCGGGAAGGCCGCGAAGAGCGUGAAGGCGGUGGAGAAAGCGCCGGUGAAGGAUAAGGGGCAAAAGGGGAAAAAGGCUGAAACGGUGUCGUCUGCUCACGAGAAGCAUUAUGUGAUGAACAGAGCGAAGAAGGAAGGGGAUAAACGACGGUCGUAUUUGCCUUACAGGCCUGGUGUCGUUGGGUUCUUCACUAAUGUGAACGGGUUGAGCAGAAAUGUUCAUCCCUUCUGACAACCACCGCGUAGUAGUGAUUAACCAAAUUACUUUAUUAUUUUUUGUAAACUUGGGUUCUUUUUCCUUGAUUAAUUAAUUCUAUGUAAAUUAUUGAGCAAAGUCACCAAGCAUAUAUUCUAGUUGUGGUGAUG